AUGCUUGUGGCCUCGAAUGCACUGUACUUAGGCGGCCUCGAGGGUAGCAUGAAAGACUUCGCCGAUGGAGUUGGUUCGGUGAUCAUGGGCAUGAUGGGAGCAGCCGUAACCCUGCUCUUCGUGAUGACCGUCAGCGCGUUGACCUUCCGGGCGGCACUCGGCGGGCAGCAGGAGCUCAUCGCCUUCAACCUCCAGAGGACUCCGGCGCCCAAACUCCUCGCAGAAACCUUGCAGUCCAUGUCCGCCAAGCUCGCAGAGAUGGAUCGGGCAGGACUGGUGAAGGCGUUGUCGGCAAUGGGCAUCUACGAUAACAAGUUGCUGCUGGCAUCGGUGUCUUUGCUGGACACGGAGGUCGUGCUGUCCGAUGCCGACGAACUUGCAAAGAGGUACUGCUUCCGGAUAGGCUCCAGUUCUUUUGCACCACCGGCGCCGUCCCAGAGCCCUGGCCCUGCGAAGAAC
Molecule: messenger RNA, 459 nt
Organism: Symbiodinium sp. CCMP2456
Lineage: Eukaryota; Dinophyceae; Suessiales; Symbiodiniaceae
Source: the annotation of a GenBank genome assembly